AUGUCUGUAUUUCUCGUCACUGAUGAUGGUGAUGAUGAUAUUCAAAUUCCUAAACAUGAACAUCUUUAUCAACAAAUAAAAGAACUUGAAUAUAAUUUUUCAUCUAUUAAAUCUUCAUUAUCGAUAUUUACUAAUCCUAAAACUUAUCAUUGUCGGCGCCGUUAUCGGCCGCAGCAAUGUUUAGUGAAGCAUUUGCUCACCUACAUGUUCACAUUGCUUUUCCUAAUCAAUCAUCUUCAUUGGUCAAUAAUAUUUUUUUCCUUAUCUUCAAUAAAACUCAUGACAACAUACGCAUCAACAACAACAUUUGGUCCAAAAUUAUCGCCGUCCAUAAUAAAAGAGGACGAACAACAAUGUUUAUUAUUAAAUGGUUUAUACAUCGAUCGAUUAUGUUCAAAAACUUGUCUUGCACAAAAAUCACCAUUCGAAAAAUUCGACAAUAUCAAUCAAUUAUCAUUAAAUUUACAUUAUUUACCAUUUUGUUCAAAUUAUACAUUAAAUCAUUCGAUAAAUCAAACAAAUUUUUUCAACGAAAUAACAGAAAACGAAUGUCGAAAAAUAUUCAAUCAAUUAAUUACAAACGACAAAGAAGCUCAAAAAGCUUUAUUACUUUUUGUUACUUAUAUGGAAGCUAUCGAUUCAGCAUCAGUAGAAAAUCGUUAUUCAAUAAUCAAUGCCGAUUGUCAAAAAGCUUAUCAAACAUGGGCUUGUUCAGUCAAAAUUCCAUACUUUUAUCAAAAUCGUCUUAUACCGCCUUGUCGAACGAUCUGUGAUGAAGUCGAGCGUGUUUGUCCCACAUUUAGACCCAGUGAUCGUGAACCAUUAUUUGCUGGACAACCAUUGUUCUUUUGCGAUGGAGAUAUUGUACCAAACAGUGAUUAUGGCCAACCACCACAUUGUUUUGAUACAUGUCAUCUAGCUGAUGGUUCAUUUCAACUUCAUUCCGACUCGUCGUCAUCAAAUAAAUCUUCAUUGACAAAAACUAACAAAGAUCAUGUGACUAAAUUGCCAUGUUUUGAAAUCAAACUUUUGCCGCCUUCUCCAUCUAAAGAAUUAUUAUUACCUUUAUCUAUCAAUAAUUCAAUAUUCAAUUAUACAAAUAAUACAUUUAUUUCUGCAUCAGCUAUAUCUAUUAUAUCAUCAAUUUGAAUUGAUUUAGGUGAUAAUGAGGUUAUUCAUCGAUGGGGUGAGGAUGAUGGUAUUGGACAAUCAAUUGGUAUAUGGGGAAAUGUAACAACUAUAUUUGGUGUACAAUUUAACAAAGCUAAAAUAAUAAAAUCAAAUAUAUCUGAUGUAUUGAAAUAUGGUGGCAAAGUUCGUGUUAAUAAUUAUCUUGAUUCAAAAUGGAAACCAUUACAUGUGACAAUUAUUCUUGAAAAAGCUCAUAGUGCUACUGAUCAAGAAGGUUAUAAUGUAUUAUAUAGCAAUUGUGAACAUUUUGCUACUGAUUGUCGUUAUGGUCAAGCAAGUUCUCGUCAAGUACAAGUAGCAGUUGGAGGAUCAAUUGCGGCUGGGGUAUGCAUGGCAGUUGCACUUGCUGUUGGUGCAUAUCUCUUAAGUGGCUCUUCGAAAGAUGAAGAAAAAGAAGAUAAUGAGAAAGAAAUAAAAAUCAGACUGACUUAA
Rotaria sp. Silwood2 is the source of this 1623-nucleotide messenger RNA. NCBI's taxonomy places the organism in Eukaryota, Metazoa, Rotifera, Eurotatoria, Philodinida, Philodinidae. The record is from the annotation of a GenBank genome assembly.